Molecule: messenger RNA, 1985 nt
Organism: Balaenoptera acutorostrata (minke whale)
Lineage: Eukaryota; Metazoa; Chordata; Mammalia; Artiodactyla; Balaenopteridae
Gene: BARHL2
Product: BarH like homeobox 2
Exons: 5
Coding region: 1-1065 (354 amino acids)
Biological process (GO): regulation of transcription by RNA polymerase II
Cellular component (GO): nucleus
Molecular function (GO): RNA polymerase II transcription regulatory region sequence-specific DNA binding; DNA-binding transcription factor activity, RNA polymerase II-specific
Source: RefSeq, a predicted model, not a curated record
AUGCAUCACCCACCAUGCAAAAGACCUCCUUUCAAUGGCGUCCUCUUUUUCUCUGGAGCAGGCCGUGAAAAGCAAACCACGCUGGGGUCCCUCUUUCCUGCACUUCUGUUCUGCACCCCAGGAAUGUUGGAGUGUGCGUGCCGGGUACCUGCCGCCCAGCGGGGCCAGAGCCGGGACGCCUGGGCUCUUUGGGGAAGAAUCAGAGCUCGGAGUCCGCCCACCCACCCAGAGCUCCGGGUGCUGGAGUUACACACUUUCCUGUGGGUUUCUUCAGGGAGUCCCUUCCUCUGUUCUCAGUGUCCUUGGACUAUUCAAGCGCGUGUCUGGGGAGAUGCGUGGCGGCAGCGCUGGCGUCUAAAGUCUCCCUGUGCUCUCUUCCCCUCUCUCCCUUUGCCCUCGCGCGUGAUUGUGGACGCCGGGACCACGACCAGCAGCUGGCUUGGGAAUGUGGAAGUGUGUGCUGGGAGGACACUCCAUCCUUCCCCAUUCCAGGCUACCUUACGGCCGUGUCUGGGUUUCUAUGUAGGAACAAAGGAGGAAGGAGACCGGGAGAUUACGAGUAGCCGAGAGAGUCCCCCUGUGAGAGCCAAAAAGCCUCGCAAAGCCAGGACGGCUUUCUCCGACCACCAACUCAAUCAACUGGAGCGUAGCUUUGAGCGACAGAAGUACCUGAGUGUGCAGGACCGCAUGGACCUGGCAGCUGCGCUCAAUCUCACUGACACCCAGGUCAAGACCUGGUACCAGAACCGCAGGACCAAGUGGAAGCGGCAGACUGCAGUGGGCCUGGAGCUGCUGGCCGAGGCAGGGAAUUACUCGGCACUGCAGAGGAUGUUUCCGUCGCCUUAUUUCUACCACCCAAGCUUGCUGGGCAGCAUGGACAGUACUACCGCCGCGGCGGCCGCCGCAGCCAUGUACAGCAGCAUGUACCGGACUCCUCCUGCGCCCCAUCCCCAGCUGCAGCGGCCCCUGGUGCCCCGAGUGCUCAUCCACGGCCUGGGGCCUGGGGGACAGCCGGCCCUCAAUCCCCUGUCCAACCCCAUCCCAGGCACCCCGCAUCCACGGUGAAGAGCAAGUCACUGUCCCUCCCUGUCCCCUCCCCGACCUGGACAGCUGCCCCUCCUCUCCCGGCACCAGGCUGUCCGGCCUCCCUUGCAGCCAACUGGGAAGCAAAGAAGUAAGAGAGGAAGACACUCACCAGCGGGUGGAGGGGGGGCCCAAAGAGGAGCCAGCCCUCCACUCUCCAUCUCCCCACCCCCAGAGACAGGGCUGGAAAGCUCCCGCACAGCAGUGUGACUGGCGAAAACGCCGACUCCACACAAAGUGCGACCAGUAAGUGAAAACAUCAACAAAAACAAAACCUCAAGUUCUUUUUAAAAAAUGACUUUAGGGACAAGCAGGAGGGAGGGAGGGGGGUGGGGUAAGGAGGGAAGAAAGAAGGGCACGGAGAGGAAACCACACAGGCAGAGAGAAUUGUAGAUGAACAGCCUCAAAUUCCGAGGCAGAGGGCGUUGCCGUGGACAUUCCGUCUGCCCCAGAGAAAAGAGGAGGGUAACUGAGAACUUUGCACUGAUUUCUCAUGACCUUUUUUCUUUUGGAAAAGUGGCAUGCUCCAUAAUAUGAAAAAAAAUGUACAUUUGAAAGACUGAGUGAUAAGUGAUAUAUCAUAUUUAUUAUAUGUUGUCCAAAAAAGAGUCACUUAUAUACAUUAGUAAAACAUGAUUUUUCUUUUCAUGUCUUUUUGAUUCAGUAAAAUAAAUGCUUAGACAAAAAUAUAGAUUUUUUUGUGAUUGAAAAUUACAGAAAUAAAGUUUAUCUUUUUGUAACAAGCGAUGAAAUCCAAGGGAGCUGAUUUUACUGAAGCAGAAUGUACUAUGAUGAAAUGUGUCACUUGGUUUAGGAAAACAAAAUCCCUUCUGGAAUAUUAGGAAUUUACAAAAUCUGUAAAGAUGUUGGGCUGACUUGUAUAAAAACAGCUCCAUUUUUCA